GUACAUUUUGCGUUUACAUUCGAUAAAGUUUGCAUCAAUAUUCACAAUUUUUUUUUUAAUUGAAUAAAAAGAAAAUAAAAUUUAAAUAAGACGAAAUGGAUCUUCACCGAAAUGAACACAUGAUCACUUUUUUUUCUACUUUGUUAUUAUUACCAAUUUUUGUUUUUGGGGUAACUUUAAAAGUGAAUAAUAAUAAUGCAAUUAGUACAACUGAAAAUCAACUCGAAGCAUUAAAUAAAGAUCAGGAUAAAUCCGAAUCGAAUUAUGCCUUUUCUUAUGGCGUAUCUGACCAUAACACCGGCGAUCAAAAAUCCCAUUGGGAGAAACGUGAAAACGGAGUCGUUUCUGGGGCUUAUUCCGUUUUACAACCCGAUGGAUCAACCAGAUUAGUUAAAUAUACAGCUGAUAGUACAGGAUUUCAUCCAGUUGUACAAACUGUAAAUCAACCUGCCCAAAGUAUUUCUUCGUUGUAUCAAUAUCAACAAUCAACGCCGUAUCCUUAUUAUCAACAAAGUUCUUAUUAUACAACACCUAGACCUAUAAGACAAUUUUAUAAUAAUCCAAAUACCGGAUAUAAUUAUAAUGGAAGAUAUUAUUUUCCGGGAGAUUACAACGCAGGCAGUUAUCUGAACAGUUACGGCGGAUACGACAGCUCUUAUAGUGGUAGAGGACCAGUCUCGGGACCUUAUAAUUUAGGAGGCAACAGGCAAAGAGGGUCCGGAGGAGUACCGUUACUGCAUUCCCAGUACCACGGAUACGAUAAUUUAUACCAUUGACAACAACAAGAAAUGUGACGGAUUGAGGUGUUAAUUUAAGUGACUCGUGUUUAUUAGAAACGGGACGUUCUUCAGAUACAGGUAGUAAUUAUUUUGUUCAAGGGUUAAAUGACUAUUUGUAAAGUUAAAAAAAAGUUGAGGUGUUGAAAGAUAUAUUGUAGUCUCUUUAAAACGAAAGUAAAUAAAUAAAUAUAGAAUAAGUA
This is a messenger RNA of Onthophagus taurus, 979 nucleotides long. RefSeq lists its product as uncharacterized. The record is from RefSeq and is a predicted model, not a curated record. NCBI's taxonomy places the organism in Eukaryota, Metazoa, Arthropoda, Insecta, Coleoptera, Scarabaeidae. Gene Ontology annotation, cellular component: extracellular matrix.